Molecule: messenger RNA, 1559 nt
Organism: Astyanax mexicanus (Mexican tetra)
Lineage: Eukaryota; Metazoa; Chordata; Actinopteri; Characiformes; Acestrorhamphidae
Gene: echdc2
Product: enoyl CoA hydratase domain containing 2
Exons: 9
Coding region: 394-1350 (318 amino acids)
Biological process (GO): fatty acid beta-oxidation
Cellular component (GO): mitochondrion
Molecular function (GO): enoyl-CoA hydratase activity
Source: RefSeq, a predicted model, not a curated record
UACUCACAGUGGAGCGGACACACUUCUUUCUCCAGACUGAGAAAGUUUAGAUAUGGGACAGGAGGAGCUCACUGUGGGAGAGAGGUUCAGGAAAGCAGGUUAAUGUUAGUUAUCUGGUUAAACAAACACAAGGAGAGAGAGAGAGGUGCUGAGUCAGUGUUGAGGGCUGGAGGUGCUAUGGGAACAGCGUUUGCGGAAAUGGAGAGAAACUGAAACUGGGUAAACAGACUGGGAGUCUGAGCACGGGCUCUGUGGUAAACUCGGGAAGUUGGCGGCGGGGAAGAAACAGGCCACGACCUCCUCAGUUCAUAACUUUUCCCUUCCGCCUGAACUCACUCAUUCACUCACUCUCUCAGUCACUCGCUCGCUCGCUGCGCUCAGACACACCGCUCCAUGGCGGCGCUGCGGAGGCUCUCAGUGGGGUUCUGUGCGCUGCUCCGGGGUCCCGGUCCGGCGGCUCCUCAUGGCUCCUUCUCUCACACCGUCACAGUGCCCAGGACCGGGAGGUGCUGUGUGCGGCCGCUGUGCAGUAAAGGGCCGGACUCAGGCUCUGUGGAAGUGGACCUGAGGCGGCUGGAGGGUGGAGACAGUGGUAUAGUGGAGGUGCUGAUGUGUCGGCAUCGGGCGCGGAACUCACUGGGCCAUGCGUUUGUGGGUCAGAUGCGAGAGUUGGUGUCAGGCUUGCACUAUGACUCUGCAGUCCGUGUGGUGGUCUUUAGGAGUCUGGUGCCAGGAGUAUUUUGUGCAGGGGCAGAUCUUAAGGAGAGAGCUCAGAUGAGUAACCCUGUGGCUGAGAAGUUCGUGCAUGGUCUUCGCUCUCUAAUGAAUGAAAUAGCUGCGCUGCCCAUGCCGACCAUCGCCGCUGUGGACGGCUUUGCUCUUGGAGGCGGGCUGGAACUGGCACUGGCCUGUGACCUCCGCACCGCAGCAUUCUCUGCACAGAUGGGCCUGAUUGAGACCACACGAGGUCUUCUUCCAGGGGCAGGGGGCAGUCAGAGGUUGCCUCGGGCAGUGGGCUUUGCAGUGGCUAAGGAGCUGAUCUUCACUGGGCGACGUGUGGGGGGGCAGCAGGCUCUGGAGCUAGGGCUGGUCAACCGGGCUGUCCCACAGAACGAGAGCGGAGACGCUGCCCAUAAAGAAGCUCUGAACCUGGCCAGAGAGAUCAUCCCUCAGGGUCCAAUCGCAGUGAGGAUGGCAAAGGAGGCCAUGAACCGAGGGAUCGAGGUGGACAUCGCUUCAGGAAUGGCUAUCGAGGGCAUGUGUUAUGCCAGGGUCAUUCCAACCCGAGACAGACAAGAGGGAAUGGCUGCUUUUAUAGAGAAGAGAACUCCCAGAUACACUGGAGAAUGAGCAGGCAAAAUGACACGCACAAUAACACACAUUUCAUGAUUUCAAAAGAGAAAAAGAAACAGCCGUACUGGUUGCUGUAAUAUAAAUAUAAAGGAUGGAUAUAUGUUGUGUUUUUCUUAAGCUCUUGAAUGGAAUUUAGACAUGAAGAGCAGAUUUAGGUGUAGAUUCUGUACUGCUUUGUGAAUGUUAAUAAACUAUAUGUACAAAUA